Molecule: messenger RNA, 753 nt
Organism: Hipposideros armiger (great roundleaf bat)
Lineage: Eukaryota; Metazoa; Chordata; Mammalia; Chiroptera; Hipposideridae
Gene: PRSS2
Product: serine protease 2
Exons: 5
Coding region: 1-744 (247 amino acids)
Biological process (GO): proteolysis
Molecular function (GO): serine-type endopeptidase activity
Source: RefSeq, a predicted model, not a curated record
AUGAAUCCACUCCUGAUCUUUGCCUUUGUGGGAGUUGCCGUUGCUUUCCCCGCUGACGACGAUGACAAGAUCGUCGGGGGCUACACCUGCCAGGAGAACUCCGUCCCCUACCAGGUGUCCCUGAAUGCUGGCUACCACUUCUGCGGUGGCUCCCUCAUCAAUGACCAGUGGGUGGUGUCCGCGGCUCACUGCUACAAGUCCCGUAUCCAGGUGAGGCUGGGAGAGCACAACAUCGAUGUCCUGGAGGGCAACGAGCAGUUCAUCAACUCUGCCAAGGUCAUCCGCCACCCCGGCUAUGACAGCUGGACCCUGGACAAUGACAUCAUGCUGAUCAAGCUGUCCUCGCCUGCCGUCAUCAGUGCCCGGGUGUCCACCGUCUCCCUGCCUUCAGCCUGUGCGCCCGCUGGCACCCAGUGCCUCAUCUCCGGCUGGGGCAACACCCUGAGCUCUGGCGUCAACUACCCUGAGCUGCUGCAGUGCCUGGAAGCCCCUCUGCUGAGCCAGGCCAAGUGCGAAGCCUCUUACCCCGGACAGAUCACAGAGAACAUGGUCUGCGCUGGCUUCCUUGAGGGAGGCAAGGACUCCUGCCAGGGUGACUCUGGUGGCCCCGUGGUCUGCAAUGGGGAGCUCCAAGGAGUCGUCUCCUGGGGCUACGGCUGCGCCCAGAAGAACAGGCCUGGUGUCUACACCAGAGUCUGCAAAUUUGUGGACUGGAUUCAGGAGACCAUCGCCAACAACAGCUAAAGCCGUUAC